Jaculus jaculus (lesser Egyptian jerboa) is the source of this 3970-nucleotide messenger RNA. It is a transcript of the gene Evc2, whose product is annotated as EvC ciliary complex subunit 2. Bases 1 to 3630 code for a protein of 1209 amino acids. The record is from RefSeq and is a predicted model, not a curated record. Gene Ontology annotation, cellular component: ciliary membrane; plasma membrane protein complex. Gene Ontology annotation, biological process: smoothened signaling pathway. The transcript has 20 exons. Lineage: Eukaryota; Metazoa; Chordata; Mammalia; Rodentia; Dipodidae.
AUGGGCCUCUGGGGCGCGCAGGGACGGGCCACGUGGGUGCUGGCCGGGGGCGUCCUGGCCGCCGCCCUGGCGCUGGGUCCCCAUCCGAUCCCCGAGCUGCUCGCGAUUCCCCGGGCUGGCACGGAGUCGGGGACCGCCCCGGAGCCCAGUCGGGCGGGCCCGGGGCAGAGCGCGCAGUCUAGAGAUAUUUCAAGGGAAGUUCAAGGGACUCCUGAGAAUGGAGUGAUUUUUCAGAAAUGUGCACUGGUGUCUGGGCAGAGCAGAUCACAGACCAUACAUGUGCAUCUGCUGGUGAACAACACCAAGUCACCUGUGUCAGCCAACCUCUUGGACCUGCUUGUGCUGGAUGACAUCACAGGCCUCACUGUGAGGGAAUCAGUGGGAAACCAGACUCUAGGUGGAGUCCAGACCUUCACAAAGGAGUUUCUGCAAGUGGGAGAUUCCUACUCGGUCAGCUAUACUGCCUCACUGGACCCUGAGGCCUUUGGAACUGGGAAGAGCCUGAGUCUUCCAGCGCAGCUCAUCUUUCAGACCUCCUCAAUGAACAGAACUCUGCUAAAAGCACAUUUUACCAUCACGGCAGAAGAAAAAGUCACGGUUCUGCCCAACCAUGGUCUCCAUGCAGCCGGCUUCAUCGCUUCCUUCGUCAUCUCCUUUGUGCUGAGCUGGGUGGCCCUGUUCUUGUUGGUGCCAGGAAGUGUGUUCACCAGACACUGGGUCCAGCAACCUGAGAGCAAGCUGGAGCCGUCGCCGUUCACUGCGGUCAAUGGUGUGAGUGAGGAUCUUUCCCUCAGUGAUCAAGUCAUUGACAUCCUGAUGUCUGAAGACCCUGGGAGCAAGCUUCAAGCCUUGGAAGAGCUGGAAAUUGCAACCCUGAGUCGAGCAGAUGCAGAUCUGGAGGCCUGUCGAGCCCAAAUUAGCAAGGACAUCAUUGCUCUUCUGCUAAAAAAUAUGACCAGUACUGCCCACCUCUCCCCACAAGGCGAGAGAAAGAUGGGUGCUGCUUUCAAAAAGCAGUUUCUGCUGCUAGAAAGCGAAGUACAGGAGGAGUAUGACCGGAAGAUGUUGGCACUGACGGCUGAAUGUGACCUGGAAACAAGAAAGAAGACAGAAAAACAGUGCCAGAGGGAGAUGGUGGCAAUGGAGGAAGCAGAGGAACUGCUGAAACGUGCUAGUGAGAGGUCAGCCGCAGAGUGCAGCAGCCUUCUGCGGACCCUCCACGGCCUGGAGCAGGACUCCUUGCAGAGCUCCCUUGCCCUGCACCAAGAGCAGGACUUUGCCCAGGCACGCAGGCAGAUGGCUGUUUUCCAGAGGAACGAGCUACAUGGGAUCUUCUUUAGCCAGAUACAGAGUGCGGUUGGCAAAGGGGAGCUGAAGCCUGAGGCGGCGCAAAUGCUGCUGAACAACUACUCCCAGACGCAGGAGAAUGUGGAGGAGCUCAUGGACUUCUUCCAAGCCACCAAGCGCUACCAUCUCAGCAAGAGGUUUGGCCACCGGGAGUACCUGGUCCAGAGCCUUCAGGCCACAGAGACCCGUUUACAAGAGCUUCUGAGCACUGCAGCUAAUCAGCUGACGAAUCUCAUCCACAAACACGAGAGAGCAGGGUACCUGGAUGAAGAUCAGAUGGAAAUGCUGUUGGAGCGUGCUCAGACAGAAGUCUUUUCUAUAAAACAGAAGUUGGACAAUGACUUAAAGCAGGAAAAGAAAAAACUCCACCAAAAAUUAAUAACUAAGAGAAGACGAGAGCUGCUGCAAAAGCACAAGGAGCAACGGAAGGAGCAGCUGUCCCUUGGUGAGGCCUCCAGUGCUGCUGAGGAUGCCAGCCAGUACUUGGGUCAGUGGAAAAGUGUGUUGGCCGAGCACAGUGAUGUCCUGGAAGAGCUACAGGAGCGCCUGGACCAGGCUGCCCUGGACGACCUCAGGACCCUGACCGUGUCACUGUCUGAGAAAGCCACUGAGGAGUUGAGGCGCCUGCAGAGCUCAGCUAUGACCCAGGAGCUGUUGAAGCGUGGUGUGCCCUGGCUCUUCCUGCAGCAGAUCCUGGAGGAGCAUAGCCGGGAGUCUUCUUCCCGGGCAUCCCAGCUGGAGGCUGAGGAAAGGGAGCGUGGUCAGGAGCGUGUGCAAGGCGUGAGGCAGAGACUGCAGCAGGACUCCCUGGAGGCAUCCAUUGAGGAGCAGGCUGAGCUGAGGCGCUGGGAGCACUUGGUGUUCAUGAAGCUGCAACACACCGCUAUGUCCCUGUCUGAAAGGGAGCUGCUCAGGAUGAGGCAGGAGGCCCACAGCUCCUUCACUCAGAUGGACCGGAGCUUGGCUCUCCCCAAAGUUCGGGCCCGCGUGCUACUGCAGCAGUACCAGACUGCCUGGCGGGAAGCAGAGUUCCGGAAAGUGGACCAGGCCCUGGCUGUGCCAGAGCUUCAGUCCAAAAUGAAAAAGCCACGUUCUAAGAGCAGGCACAAGGCGGACCUUCUGAGGAAGAGCCUGGAGGAUAAGAUUCGGCUCUUUGAGGAAUGUGCCCCCGAAGACCUGGCGCAAAAGGUGCGAGGGGAAUUGCUGCGUGAGAGGGUCCAGCAGCUAGAGGCCCAAGAGGCGCACUUUGCAGAGUCCCUUGUGGCUCUGCAGUUCCAGAAGGUGGCCCGGGCAGCUGACAUGCUGUCGGCUUACACGGCCCUGCUCAGCAUUCAGGACCUGCUGCUGGAGGAGCUGAGGGAGUCUGAGACGCUGACCAAGUCGGCCUGCACACAGAUCCUGGAGGCCCAUGGCCCGGAGCUCCAAGAGCUAGAGAGGAAGCUGGAGGACAAGCUGUCACAGCAAGAGGCGGCCGAGCAGCAGCAGGCCCUGGAGAGCUGGCAGCAGUGGGUGGCUGAAGGUCCCGGACUUCUGAAUGAGCCUGGGGAGGUGGGUUCUGGAAGACAAGUCUCCACCACCCUGCAGCAGGCCCUGAGCAAGAGCCAAAAGCUCUUGGAACACCAUCAGCACAGGGUGAGGGAGCAGCAGCAGAGCAGCGCUGUGUUGGAGGAUUUGCUAGAAAACAUGGAGACGGACACCUUGGCCAGCCUGUGCAGUCAGGGGCUGAGGGUGGCGUCAUACCUCUCCAAGAUGACCAUGGUGCCUGGCGCCACGCUGUGCCGGCUCCUGAGUGUGGGGCUGCCCGCCUCGCAGCCCCCGCUGCUGGCCCUGCUGGACUCCGCCAGUGACAAGCAUGCGGACCCCAUGGUAGAGAGUGAGGGCAGCGGGGAGCAGGCUGAGCUGGGCAGGAGGAGGAAACAUCAGAGCUGGUGGCAAGCCUUGGACAGGAAGCUGCGGGCAGAUCUGGUGAGCCAAGGACUGGAGAGAGUGCUCUGGGCCCGUCAGAGGAAGGAGAGCAUAUUAAAGAAGGUAUAUGUCCCUAUCCAGGAGAGGGUGAUGUUCCCUGGUAAAGGAAGUUGGCCACACCUGUCCCUGGAGCCCAUUGGUGAACUGGCACCCAUCCCUAUCAUGGGGGCCGAAACCAUCGACAUACUGAGCACAGGGGAAAAGCUCUUUCUGUUCAGGAACCCAAAGGAACCCGAGAUCUCCUUGAAUGUUCCUCCCCGGAGGAAGAAGAACUUCCUGAAUGCCAAGAAGGCCAGCAAGGCCUUGGGCCUGGACUAGCCCAAGGGAAGGCUCCUGAGGAAACUUUCCUCCCUCCUGCGUGCCUGGGUCUGUCUGUGUACAUACUUAAACCAGCAGCGUGUGCCUGGCAAUGGCAGAAGACAUGAGCACCCAGGCAGGCACUCUGGUUACUGCGCCCAGUUACUCUGUUUCCGUUUGGCCCAAGGACAGUAGCCUGUCCUUCUUCCCUCACCAUGAUGCCAGGAUCUCAAGACCUCCCGGCAUACCCAGCCCCAGGCAGUGACGAGUGGGCCCUGGGGGAAGGCGGGCCUCUUCGUACAUGGUGUUGGUUAACUGUUCUGUUAUGAACAGACUUGGAGGGUAAAGUGUUUUACACACA